AUGCAGCACCGGAAACAAAUUAUAGAGGCCCUUGGGAAUAAGAGAGAAGAGGGACAGCUACCUAAUCAGCCCAUAGAAAAUCUAGGGAACCGCCCAACAAUAGGAUUUCAGCAAGGGGAGUAUAGUAGCAUGAAUCUAGGAAAAAACCCAUGAAAUGAAAAUGUUAAGACAGUGAAUGCAUUAAGGAGUGGUAAGAUCUUACCUGAUCCUUAUCCCCAAACAUUAGAAGAAAAAGAAAACGUGGACAACCCAAAACAAAAUCAAAUAAGAGUAGAAGAGGAUUUUAUAGAUUCUACCAAAGAAAUUUUGAAAGAGAGGACAACCAUUCCAUUACCUAAAGCUCUAGAGCCUAGACGAGGAAAGAAAAAGGAACACAAUGAAGAAAUAAAGAAAAUUUUACAAGAUGUGCAAAUUAGUCUUCCUUUACUCACUGCGAUUGAACAUAUUCUUGAAUAUGCUAGAGUUUUGAAAGAAAUGUGUACACCAAAAAGGGCACCUAGAGUAGAAAAAUUAUCUAUGCAUAUUAGUGCAUGAUUGUUAAAUUAAUUAUUAUUUAAAUUGAGGGAUACAGGUGCCCCUUUAAUUUCGUGUGAUAUUGGUAGAUUCAUUUUUCAGAAUGUAUUACUUGACACUAGUGCUAGUAUUAAUUUAUUACUUGAGAGUAUUUGUGAUAAAUUUAAUAUUUCUGAUCUUAAACCUUCUACUGUUACCUUACAAUUUGCUGAUAGAUCCAUAAAACAUUCUAAAGGUAUUUUAGAAAAUGUGAUAGUAAUAGUUAAAGGGUGUAAAUUUCUAACUGAUUUUGUAAUGUUGGAAAUGGAUUUUAAUGGACAGUUUUAUGAUACACCAAUCAUCCUAGGGAGACCAUUUUUGCAUACAGCAAAGAUGAAUAUUGAUUUUCCCACAAGUAUUGCGAAAAUUUCAUGUGGAGAUCAAUUAGUAGAAAUUAAAAUUUUUGAGGUAUCAGAUGAUCUUAAGAAAUCCCAAGUAUAUGAUUGUCAUACCAUAGAUCUUCUAGAUGAUUUUGAUGAUCCAGAUGUUAUUGAUGACUGUGUGUUGGAAGAAUUAGAGGAAAUAGAGAAUAUAAAUUUGAGAGAAAGGAAAGAGGAAGAUCAUCUGAAUUUAGAGUUGAAACCUCUUCUCUCUAGUUUCAAAUAUAUGUUUUUGGAGGAAAAUAAUUUAUUUCUUAUUAUUAUUGCAGCUGAUUUGAGUGAUGAAUAGGAAGAAGAAUUAUUAGAUGUACUUAGAAAAAAUAAGAAAGCUAUGGGUUGGAAAAUGGACGAUCUAAGGGGCAUUGAUAUGAGAGUAUGCAUGCAUAGUAUAUAUUUAGAGGAGGGGGCUAGAACUAGCAGGGAACCACAAUGAAGAUUAAAUCCUAACAUGAUGGAAAUUGUAAAAAAAGAAAUUUUAAAGUGGCUAGCUGUUGAUAUUAUUUAUCCUAUUUCAAAUAGCAAAUGGGCUAGUCCUACACAAGUAGUGCCAACAAAAUCAGGGAUCACGGUUAUAAAAAACGAAAAUGGGGAUAAAAUACAUACAAGACUAACUAUCGGUUGGAGAGUUUGCAUUGGUUAUAGAAAGUUAAAUUCAGUUACUAGAAAAGAUCAUUUUCCCCUACCAUUUACUGAUCAAAUUCUAGAAAAAUUAGUUGGAAAAAACUUUUUUUAUUUUCUGGAUGGAUACUCUGGUUAUAAUCAAAUUUAUAUAAACCCUUUAGAUCAAGAGAAAACAACUUUCACUUGUCCAUUUGGUACUUUUGCUUUUAAACGCAUGCCUUUUGGUUUGUGUAAUGCUCCAGCCACAUUUCAAAGAUGUAUGCUGUCUAUUUUUUCUGAUAUGAUUAGAAAAUACAUGGAAAUUUUUAUGGACGAUUUUUCUGUUUUUGGUGAAUCAUUUGAUGAAUGCUUCAAUCAUUUACAGCAUGUACUUGAGAAAUGCAUAGAGAAAAAAUUAGUUUUGAGUUGGGAGAAAUCACAUUUUAUGGUUAAAGAGGGAGUUGUGUUGGGUCAUAUUGUGAGUGAAAAGGGUUUAGAGGUGGAUAGAGCAAAAAUUGAUAUUAUAUCUAAAAUGAAACUUCCGAAUUUAGUAAAAUAGAUUAGAUCUUUCUUAGGUCAUGCAGGUUAUUACAAAAAAUUUAUUCAAGAUUUUUUGA
This is a messenger RNA of Spirodela intermedia, 2149 nucleotides long. Lineage: Eukaryota; Viridiplantae; Streptophyta; Magnoliopsida; Alismatales; Araceae. The record is from the annotation of a GenBank genome assembly.